AUGAGAAUGAGAAAAGGCUGUAAAGUUAGUGAAAGAAGGGUCCAUUUUGAAAAGCACUGUGUAGUCGAUCUUCCCGUAGUAUCUUACCUACAAGAGAGUCGAUUGGGCCCUGCAAGGUUAAAAAAGAGAUGGAGAGACGGAAACAGCGAAAUAAGGAAUAAAACUGGAAAACUGAUGAAUUGUCCUGUAUCAUAUGUAAGAUAUAUUUUGAUAUUUUGA
Molecule: messenger RNA, 219 nt
Organism: Acanthoscelides obtectus
Lineage: Eukaryota; Metazoa; Arthropoda; Insecta; Coleoptera; Chrysomelidae
Source: the annotation of a GenBank genome assembly